AUGAUCCUGCACGCGCUGAUCGUGGGUGUGGUGGUGUUCGUGGUGAUCACGCACCUGAUCGAGCGGAGAAAGCUCCAGAAGAUGGCCAAACACUUCCCUGGGCCGAAGCCACUGCCGGUGGUGGGCAACUUGCUGGAGUUUGCCCGACUAGAUAUUCCCGGCGUUUUCGAACGGGUUGUCAAACUGCACGAGGACUACGGUCAGGACUACAUGAUGUGGUCACUUUUUAACUGGACCAUCAUCCUGAUGACUAGCCCGAAAAACGUGGAGAAGGUGCUGCUGGCGAAGAAGACGGAAAAGGCUCUGCUGUACCAGUUCAUCGAGCCGUGGCUGGGAACUGGCCUCUUGAUCUCGAGCGGCGAGAAGUGGUUCCAGCGGCGCAAGAUCAUCACCCCGACGUUUCACUUCAAGAUACUGGAGCAGUUCGUGAAGGUGUUCAACACCGAAACGAACACGAUGGUGGAGUUGCUGCGGAAGCACGUCGAUGGAAAGGAGUUCGACAUGUACGACUACGUAACGCUGAUGGCGCUGGACAGUAUCUGCGAAACGUCGAUGGGCACGACGGUCGACGCUCAGCACAACCCAGACAAUCAGUAUGUCCAAAACGUCAAGAGAAUGGCUGUCCUUGUGCUACUCCGCACGCUGAGCAUCGUGGGACCGUACCCGACACUGUACGACCUCUUCCACCCGAACUCCUGGGAGCAACGGCGGGUCAUUCGGGAGCUGCACGCGUUCACGGACUCCGUCAUUCGUAGCCGCCGGGAACAGCUGGCCAAGGACAAGCAGGAGAACGUGAACUUUGACAUGAACGAAGAGAAUCUGUACUCCAAGCGUAAGAUGACGUUCCUCGAUCUGCUGCUCAACGUGAACGUCGAUGGCAAACCGCUCAGCGAUCUGGACAUUCGAGAGGAGGUUGAUACCUUCAUGUUCGAGGGCCACGACACUACGACCAGCGGAAUCUCGUUCACGAUUUACGAGCUGGCGCGCAAUCAAGACGUGCAGGAGCGCGUGUACGAGGAAAUCGUGUCCAUUCUCGGCCCGGACCACAAGACCGCCGAGCUGACCUACCAGAACCUGCAGGAUUUCAAGUACCUCGAUCUGGUGGUGAAAGAAGGUCUCCGAAUGUACCCACCGGUGGGCAUCAUUGGCCGGGCGCUGGUCGAAGACUUGGAAAUGAAUGGCACCGUGGUGCCCGCGGGACAGAAUAUUCUUGUUCCGAUCUACGUGAUCCACCGGAACCCGGAGAUAUACCCGAACCCGAACAAGUUCGAUCCGAACCGGUUUUCGGACGAGGCCGAGUCGAAACGUGGCCCGUUCGACUAUCUACCAUUCAGCAUUGGGGCACGGAACUGCAUCGGCCAACGGUACGCCCUGAUGGAGAUGAAGGUGAGCCUGAUCAAGCUGAUUGCCAACUACCGGAUCCUGCCGGGCGAGUCACUGAAGAAGCUGCGCGUGAAAACCGAUCUCGUACUGCGUCCCGAUAUCGGAAUUCCGGUGAAGAUUCAGCUGAGGAAGUAA
Molecule: messenger RNA, 1518 nt
Organism: Anopheles cruzii
Lineage: Eukaryota; Metazoa; Arthropoda; Insecta; Diptera; Culicidae
Product: cytochrome P450 4d8-like
Exons: 4
Coding region: 1-1518 (505 amino acids)
Molecular function (GO): iron ion binding; monooxygenase activity; oxidoreductase activity, acting on paired donors, with incorporation or reduction of molecular oxygen
Source: RefSeq, a predicted model, not a curated record